Molecule: messenger RNA, 302 nt
Organism: Prorocentrum cordatum
Lineage: Eukaryota; Dinophyceae; Prorocentrales; Prorocentraceae
Source: the annotation of a GenBank genome assembly
AUGCCGCUUGAGGCGCGCGCGCGCCCGCUCCCGCCGCUUUCGGCGUGCUCCGCUGCGUCGCCGCGUGCGAGGCUGGCAGCCAGCCAGGCUGGCCUCCGGGGCGCGCUGGCGGAGCAGGCCGAGGCCACGCGCGGGGAGCUCCGGCGCCAGGCCAGCGAGUUGCGCGAGGCGCUGGCCGCGGGCCUGUCGGAGGAGCGGGCGUGCCGCGAGGUGGCCGUCCUCAGGCUGGAGGAGAAGAUCACCUUCAUGAGCAAUUUCUUCGCCGACAUCGGGCACCGGUUCGGGGGCGCUGCUCCCGAGAG